AUGACUGAUCUAUCAGAACAGAUCAAUCGCAAUCCCAUUGGAAAUGGGCUUGAUGAUGUUCGCAGUACUUUCAAAUCUUCGGAACCUGACCCUCCUCUCCUGGUUGCCUUGCAAAGCCACGUCCUUUCAAUAUCUCUACCAUCGAAAUCGGGCUGCGGCAGUAUACAAAGUGAUCUCCUCAGACUUAUCUCGGACGCAGUCUCCGACAGCUUCGACUUCAAUCGCGUCAAACCACUUCUGAAAGCGGCUUGCUCUCAUAAACUCGAUGAUGCCACCAUCUGGGAUCAAGCAUAUAGUGCCGUUACAGAAACCACGCCACCCCCCCGAAGGAUAGCUUCCUCGCUUCAACAAACACCAUGGCUGCAGAGCACGAGCAGUUUCACGAACUCAUCCGAACACCGCCGAUACGUUGACGAUAUACUGAAGGAGGAGCUCGGCACUAUGUACGUGGGACUUCCCGGAUUCCAAGAUGCGUAUUUUGGAAGAUUGGACGGACUAGAAGCUGCAUCCAAGGAGGUUUUCGAUCAGUGCCUUGAUGGCCGCGAGCCUGUAUUUCAAAAUGGCUGGAGGGAAUGGCCUCGGGAUCCGAACGAAAAAAGCGUGUUGGAGUGGCUUGCCGACAUCGUAAAGACGCUGGCGCUACUUGCAAAAGCCCAGAAGUCCAAUACGACACAUCAGCGGAGCCUUUUAAUACAGCCCAACACGCCGAUGCAUGGUUCGACGGCGGACCGCAGACUGGAUGUUGGGUUUGUCGAUGAUUUAAAGGGACCUCCAUACCACUGGAAGCAAAUAUUAGUACCCGGAGAACUGAAGAGUAAUCCGUCUGCCGACACCGCCUCCAAAGCUUGGAUCGACCUUGGGAGAUAUGCGAGGGAAGUGCUAGCCGCACAGGACACCCGACGCUUUGUGAUGGGCUUCACGCUCUGUGGAUCUCUCAUGAGGGUGUGGGCCUUUGACCGGCUUGGAGCCCUCGCAUCAGAGCAGUUUGACAUCAACAAAGACGGCCUGCAGUUUGUGUCGGUGGAAGGCCUAGGGUUUGAUCCAACGGUCAUGGUGUCGGACAACGACCGAUUUAUCAAGAUUCAGCGGAACGGUUCUACCGAGCAGAUUGUCAUUGAUGGGGUCAUCCUUCGGGCGCGUUGUGUGGCUGGCCGCGCUGUGACUUGCUGGAAAGCCCACCCCAAAGGACAUCCAGAAACGCUUCUUGUCAUCAAGGAUUCAUGGCAAUAUCCCGAGCGCGAUGAGGAAGGCGAUCUUCUGCGUGAGGUGACGGACAAAGGCAUUGUAAAUGUGGCCCGGUAUUAUCACCACGAAACGGUCCGGAUCCGUGAGACAGAGGAUGACAUCUGGAACAACGUUCGACGUGGUCUUGAUGUUACGGCAGCGACGAAUUACCGGCCGGGACGACAGAUACCACCAAGCAAGAUGGUAAAAGAUGACCCGCGGAAGGGCCGUCCCGGCAGCAGCAAGAAGCGGCCCUCCAGCCAAAUCGACUUCGCCUUGCCCCCAAGCAAGCGGUCCUGCUCCAUGUCUCCAACAAAGGUGCCAAGUACCCCACCCAAUCGGGUUCAUCGGCGCAUCAUUCUCCGGGAUUACGGCAAACCCAUCUACGAGGCGAGCUCUCGAUCAGCAUUGCUUGCUGCCCUGGUAUGCUGCAUUGACGCUCACGAGUCUUUGUCCAAGGCAGGCAUUCUCCAUAGAGACAUAUCCAUCAACAAUCUCAUGAUCAAUGAGGAUAGUCGCAACCCAUCCUGGCCUGCCUUCUUGAUUGAUCUUGACCUGGCCAUUCGAGAGCCAAGAGAAGGGUCCUCUGAUGCCAAGGGAAAGACUGGUACGCGGGCGUUUAUGGCAAUCGGGGCGCUGCUCGGCGAGCAGCAUUCGUUCAUGCACGACCUGGAGUCGUUUUUCUGGGUGCUUUUCUGGAUAUGCAUUCAUUAUGAUGCAGAUGGCAAAGAUGUUGGCCCGACCGGGUUUGAUAGGUGGAACUACGAGAGCGAUGACACGUUGGCUGAGCUCAAGAUGGGUGUAGUUGCUGACGAGCAAUACUUUCAGCAAAAGAUUACGGAGAGCUUCACUGCACAAUACCAGCCACUAGUACCCUGGGUCAAGAAGCUACGAAGGGAAGUAUUCCCUAGUGGGCGUAAAUGGAACAGUUCAGAGCCUGGGCUAUAUUCCUCCAUGAGGCAGGUUCUUGACGAUGCACGGAAGGAUCCAGAAGUGCUAGCAAACACGUAA
This is a messenger RNA of Colletotrichum acutatum, 2235 nucleotides long. RefSeq lists its product as uncharacterized. Bases 1 to 2235 code for a protein of 744 amino acids. The record is from RefSeq and is a predicted model, not a curated record. Gene Ontology annotation, biological process: protein phosphorylation. NCBI's taxonomy places the organism in Eukaryota, Fungi, Ascomycota, Sordariomycetes, Glomerellales, Glomerellaceae. The transcript is spliced from 3 exons. Gene Ontology annotation, molecular function: protein kinase activity.